AUUUCUCUUUUGUUUGUUCAUAAGAUCUACUCGUUAUCGUUUUAUAUCAUUGAUCAUUUGGGAUUUGCGUGUUGUUUCUCACUCGAUCUGAUUAGUAUCAUUGAUAGAAUUGAUAGAUCUAUUGUUUCGUGGUUCAAUAUUGAUAGAUCUGAGGAUUCUGAUCAAGUUUUGAACAAAACUUUUCACAUUCUUGUCGAUUACGUUACUAGAUUGCUUGAUCCGAAAGUUCCUUGUGUUCGUGUGAUUCGAUCUGUUACUAGAACCGUAGAUCAAGUUUUGUUUAAUCUCAAAUCAUCACCUGUUGAUUCUCGAAUCCUUUUCUGAUAAAUCUGAGUUGAUUGUUUCAAUAAAAUCGAUUUGAAUUCCUUACUUGUUGAUCACGGUAUUGAUUUGCCGCGUUGCUUGAGAUUUGUUUGAUUGUUUCCGAUUGUUUCUUUCAUUGAAUCUCGAAUCAUAAAUCAAAUUGCCCGUGGAACUACUUACUUGUUUCAGUCUUUUGUGUGUAACAGAAAACAAUGGGAACUGAAGAAGAUGAUGCAACGUAUAUGAGAAGAAACAAACUCCUACAAGAAGCUAUCACCAAACAAGUAAUGGAAGACUUGGUAAAGUUGCUGGAUGAGAGAUACGAUCAGAGAGCCCCUGGUAGACAAGACCAAACGACUGAUCAUCAGCAAGCACCUAGGAGGAAUGGACGUGAACGACAAGAGCAUGCUGGUUCACAAGAAACUGAUAACUUUUAUGAAAGAGAUAGGGCACGGCACAGCUCAGCUUCUAGACAUAGCUCUUCCUCUAGACACAGCAGUAGAAGAUCUAGACGUGACCAUGAAGGGCGUAGGUAUCAAAGAGAUGAGCUUGCUGGAGUUAAGAUCAAGAUACCUCCUUUCCAUGGCAAAGCCGAUCCUGAUGCUUAUCUAGAAUGGGAGAAGAAGAUUGAUCUAGUCUUCAAUUGUCGGCGUUAUUCAGAAGCUAAGAAGAUUCAAAUUGCUGUUACUGAGUUCUAUGAUUAUGCUUUGAGUUGGUGGGAUCAACUAGUCACCAAUAGAAGGCGCAAUGGGGAAUUUCCUGUUGAGACUUGGGCAGAAAUGAAGGCUCUCAUGCGCAAGAGAUUUGUACCUAGCCAUUACCACCGGGAUCUCCAUCAGAAGCUAAGAAAACUCACGCAAGGCUCACGGACAGUCGAAGAAUACUAUCAGGAGAUGGAGUUGUUGAUGUUAAGAGCUUGCAUAUCUGAGGAUAGAGAAGCUACUAUGGCACGGUUUCUUGGAGGACUCAACCGUGAGAUACAAGACAGUGUGGAGAUGCAACACUACUUGGAGAUGGAGGAGAUGCUACACAAAGCCAUUCUAGUGGAACAACAAGUAAAGAGAAAAGGUCACUCUCGAGGCAACUAUGGAACUAGAUAUCAAGGUGCUAAGGAAGAUAAGCCAAGUCACCAGAAAGAGAGCAAGUCAUAUCAAAAGGAUGAGGACAAACCUACUAGUUCUUUCAGCAAGGAUAAAGGGAAAGCUGAAGCCUCUACUACAAGAUCAAGAGAUGUUAAGUGUUUUAAGUGCCAAGGAAGAGGACACUACGCUAAUGAAUGCACCAACAAACGUGUGAUGAUCCUUCAUGACAAUGGAGAAUAUGAAUCUACUGAUGAGGAGACAGAGGCCGAAGAAGAUCACAGUUUAGAAGAGGAGUAUGUUGCCAACCCGGUCGUUGGAAGGUUGCUAGUUGCUAGAAGAACCUUGAGUCUUCAAAGCAAGACCGAAGAGAUGGAGCAAAGAGAGAAUCUCUUCUAUACUAGAUGUCUAGUACAAGGAAAGGUCUGUAGUCUUAUUGUGGAUGGAGGCAGUUGUGUCAACGUUGCGAGUGAGACUAUGGUUAAAAAGUUGGGUUUGAGGGUCCAGAAGCAUCCUAAACCAUAUAGGCUCCAAUGGCUCAAUGAAGAGGGCGAAAUGAGAGUCUCUACUCAGGUUGUAGUUCCUUUAGCCAUUGGUAAAUAUGAAGAUGAUAUUCUAUGUGAUGUGUUGCCUAUGGAAGCUGGACACAUUAUCCUUGGAAGGCCGUGGCAAUCAGAUAGACGUGUGAUACAUGAUGGGUAUGCCAACAAGCACACCUUUGAGUUUAAAGGGAGAAAGACAGUUCUUGUGCCUAUGACUCCUAAGGAAGUUCAGGUUGAUCAGCUCCAACUACAAAAGAAGAAAGAGAUUGAUCUACCCGCUGAUUCAACAAAGCAACUAAACUUCUAUGCCAAGUCUGGUGAUGUUAAAAGAUCUCUCUGCUCUAACCUCCCUAUUCUUUUGUUUAUCUAUAAGGAAUCACUCUUGACUACUACUGAUAUUGCACCGGAGUAUCCGAGUGAACUUGUAUCUCUUUUGCAGGAAUAUCAAGAUGUUUUUCCAGAAGAUAGUCCCAAAGGACUACCACCAGUGCGAGGGAUUGAACACCAAAUUGAAUUUGUGCCUGGUUCUACACUUCCCAACAGGCCAGCAUACAGAACCAAUCCGGUUGAGACCAAAGAACUACAAAGGCAAGUGGAGGAACUGAUGGAGAAAGGGCAUAUCCGAGAGAGCAUGAGCCCUUGUGCUGUUCCAGUACUGCUUGUGCCCAAGAAAGAUGGGAGCUGGCGCAUGUGUGUUGAUUGUAGAGCAAUCAACAAUAUAACAGUGAAGUAUCGCCAUCCUAUUCCUAGAUUAGAUGAUAUGCUUGAUGAAUUACAUGGUUCAUGCAUCUUUUCUAAGAUAGAUCUAAAGAGUGGAUAUCAUCAGAUUAGGAUGAAAGAAGGAGAUGAGUGGAAAACUGCCUUUAAGACUAAGCAUGGGUUAUAUGAGUGGUUAGUUAUGCCCUUUGGAUUGACUAAUGCACCUAGUACUUUCAUGAGAUUGAUGAACCAUGUGCUUAGGUCCUUUAUAGGUUUGUUUGUGGUAGUUUACUUUGAUGAUAUCCUAAUCUACAGUCAGAGUCUAGAAGAGCAUAUAGACCAUCUUAAGACUGUUCUUGAUGUGUUGAGAAAAGAAAAACUUUAUGCUAAUCUUAAGAAAUGUACAUUCUGCACAGAUAACUUGGUCUUUUUAGGUUUUAUUGUGGGUGUAGAUGGGGUUAAAGUUGAUCCGGAGAAAGUAAGGGCUAUACAAGAAUGGCCAAUCCCUAAGACCGUGAGUGAAGUAAGAAGCUUCCAUGGACUUGCUGGCUUCUAUAGGCGCUUUGUGAAAGACUUCAGCACCAUUGCAUCUCCCUUGACUGAAGUAAUCAAGAAAGAAGUCGGAUUCAAGUGGGGAGAAGCACAAGAACUUGCUAUCCAAUGCCUUAAAGAGAAGCUUACUCAUGCCCCUCUUCUUAUACUUCCUGACUUUCAUAAAACUUUUGAAAUAGAAUGUGAUGCCUCAGGAAUUGGUAUUGGUGCUGUAUUGAUGCAGGAGAAGAGACCCAUUGCAUACUUCAGUGAGAAGCUUGGAGGAGCUACCCUCAACUAUGCAACUUAUGAUAAAGAGCUGUAUGCCUUGGUGAGAGCCUUGCAGACUUGGCAGCACUAUCUCUGGCCUAAAGAAUUCGUCAUACACACAGAUCAUGAGUCUCUCAAAUACCUCAAAGGACAGAACAAGCUCAGCAAGAGACACGCAAGGUGGGUUGAGUUCAUUGAGACAUUUCCUUAUGUCAUCAAGUAUAAACAAGGUAAGGAAAACAUAGUUGCUGAUGCACUAUCCAGAAGGUAUGUUCUCUUGAACACUCUUGAUGCUAAGCUAUUAGGAUUUGAGCAGAUUAAAGGAAUGUAUGAGAAUGAUCCUGAUUUUAGAGAGGCUUACAAUUCUUGUGAGAAAUUGGCUGUAGGACACUACUUUAGACAUGAUGGUUUUCUUUUCUAUGAUAAUCGAUUGUGUGUGCCUAACUGUUCUUUGAGAGACUUGUUUGUUAGGGAAUCUCAUGGAGGAAGUCUCAUGGGUCACUUUGGUGUUGCAAAGACUCGUAAAACUUUGCAGGAUCACUUCUUUUGGCCUCGGAUGAAAAGAGAUGUGGAGAAACUAUGUGAGAGAUGUGCAACUUGCAAGCAAGCUAAGUCUAAGGGAUCUAUCCCGAUCCAUCCAGAGACGCAUCCUAGGAGUUCAUCACAUGGCUCUGAGAUUCUUGUUCAAUUCUUCUAA
This is a messenger RNA of Brassica napus (rape), 4121 nucleotides long. RefSeq lists its product as uncharacterized. The record is from RefSeq and is a predicted model, not a curated record. Gene Ontology annotation, molecular function: zinc ion binding; nucleic acid binding. The coding region runs from base 516 to 4121 and encodes 1201 amino acids. NCBI's taxonomy places the organism in Eukaryota, Viridiplantae, Streptophyta, Magnoliopsida, Brassicales, Brassicaceae. The transcript is spliced from 2 exons.